UAUGGAGUAGGUUGAAAAGCUGAGGUUAAAAGUCCCGACUGAAAUAACCAGAGCUAGAAGGCAAUCUAUCUAUCACAAAACUCUCUCUCUCUCUCUCUCUCUCUCGGGUUUUUUAUCUGAAUCCAACUUUCUCUUGUUUUUCAUAAAUUCGGUAUGCAAAAUUAAGAGAGAAGAACACUAAAACAAGGAAAAAGGAAAAGAAAGAGUUACAGGGAGAAAAAAAAAGGCUGUAUAUUUAUAUAUAGGGAAAGAACAGGUUUUGGGAUAAUCAAGGAUAUGGGGAGGGGAAGAGUGGAGCUGAAGAGGAUAGAGAACAAGAUAAACAGGCAGGUCACGUUUGCAAAGAGGAGGAAUGGGCUUCUCAAGAAAGCCUACGAGCUUUCAGUUCUCUGUGAUGCUGAGGUAGCCCUCAUUAUCUUCUCCAACCGUGGCAAGCUCUAUGAGUUCUGUAGCAGCGCUAGCAUGCUCAAAACGCUUGAAAGGUACCAAAAAUGCAGCUAUGGUGCGGUGGAAGUCAACAGACCUGCCAAGGAGCUCGAGCAGAGCAGUUACCGGGAGUACCUGAGAUUGAAAGCUAGAUUUGAGUCCUUGCAACAAACCCAGAGAAACCUUCUUGGGGAAGACCUGGGCCCAUUAAACACAGAUGACCUGGAGAAGCUUGAGCGCCAACUGGAGUCAUCCUUAAAACAAGUUAGGUCCACUAAGACGCAGUAUAUGCUAGACCAGCUUUCUGAUCUCCAAAAUAAGGAACAACUAUUACUGGAAUCAAACAGAGCUUUGACGAUCAAGCUGGAUGAGAUUUGUUCAAGAAAUCACCUUCGACAAUCAUGGGAAGGCGGGGAGCAAAGCUACUCAUAUGGUCCUCAAAAUCCUCAAACUCAGGGGUUCUUCCAGCCCAUAGCUUGCAAUCCUACAUUGCAGAUGGGGUAUAAUGCAUCUGGUUCAGAGCAAAUAAAUGCAACAAGCCAUGCCCAACAAAUCAAUGGGUUUAUCCCAGGAUGGAUGCUCUAAUUAGUUGAAUGUGCCAAGUAUUUGCUUGGUGUUGGCAAUAUCUAAAUGGUUUGAUCGGCAUUUGUAGUCCAUAUUGACAUAAAAACAGCACCGACCGAUUUUCUAAGCAUUAUGGAACUCUUAGCCACGAGCCAAACUCAAAGGCAUGUAUGGUGUUUAUAUAUAAUGUUCCGAAAACCCCAAUAUAUGUCCGGGCCGGAGUCGAGAUAUUAUUUUGGUUUUAAGACGGGUCAUUACCAUAAGGCUGUGGUUUCAGCUAUACUACUUAAAAGUUUGCUGAUCUUGAUAUAUAGUUUUGAGUAA
This is a messenger RNA of Carya illinoinensis, 1314 nucleotides long. RefSeq names its product agamous-like MADS-box protein MADS2. Gene Ontology annotation, molecular function: protein dimerization activity; DNA-binding transcription factor activity, RNA polymerase II-specific; RNA polymerase II cis-regulatory region sequence-specific DNA binding. Gene Ontology annotation, cellular component: nucleus. The record is from RefSeq and is a predicted model, not a curated record. Bases 277 to 1011 code for a protein of 244 amino acids. Lineage: Eukaryota; Viridiplantae; Streptophyta; Magnoliopsida; Fagales; Juglandaceae. The transcript has 8 exons. Gene Ontology annotation, biological process: positive regulation of transcription by RNA polymerase II.